AUGCACCUGUUAGAUACUGAAGCUGACACUCUCUCCCCUCUCCCUGUGUCACCCUUCCCCCAUCUUCCCCCCCUCACUCCCGCCCUCUCGCCCCCAUCCAGUCCCCAUCCCAUCAUGCUGUGCUGGCAGGGGGACGUGGCAGAACGAGUGGUGGAGCUGCUGGGAGGGAUGGGCGGGGACGUGGCAGAGCGAGUGGUGGAGCUGCUGGGGGGCAUGGGCGUUCAGGCUAAGAGGAGUGGGGGGAAGGGGAAGUAA
This is a messenger RNA of Closterium sp. Naga37s-1, 255 nucleotides long. The record is from the annotation of a GenBank genome assembly. Lineage: Eukaryota; Viridiplantae; Streptophyta; Zygnematophyceae; Desmidiales; Closteriaceae.